Messenger RNA from Sitodiplosis mosellana (orange wheat blossom midge), 320 nucleotides. RefSeq lists its product as uncharacterized. The record is from RefSeq and is a predicted model, not a curated record. Lineage: Eukaryota; Metazoa; Arthropoda; Insecta; Diptera; Cecidomyiidae. Bases 36 to 311 code for a protein of 91 amino acids. The transcript is spliced from 3 exons.
CAGAAAAAAAAGAAUCAAAUCAAAACAUAAGCAAAAUGGCUCUCAACAGCAAAUUUAUUUUUUCCUGUAUUGCCGUGACAAUGAUUUUGGUGACAUUCUUCUCAAAUGACACUCUUGCCAGCGGUUCCAAAAUCCGGAUCCAUGUUCCAGUUAAGCAUCAUACUCAUUUUCAUACAAAAACCAUUGUGAAGACGGUUCAUAUUCCAGUUAAAGUCAAGAGCAACCAUCAUCAUCAUCAUUUGAUCCAAGACGAAAUUUCGUGGGCCAAAAGUUACCCCAAAAAGAAGAAAAUUCGUCCAGUAUUCUACUGAACAAAUGAG